Messenger RNA from Engraulis encrasicolus (European anchovy), 1337 nucleotides. RefSeq names its product regulator of microtubule dynamics 1 (gene rmdn1). Gene Ontology annotation, molecular function: microtubule binding. Gene Ontology annotation, cellular component: mitochondrion; mitotic spindle pole; spindle microtubule. Bases 238 to 1152 code for a protein of 304 amino acids. The transcript is spliced from 10 exons. The record is from RefSeq and is a predicted model, not a curated record. NCBI's taxonomy places the organism in Eukaryota, Metazoa, Chordata, Actinopteri, Clupeiformes, Engraulidae.
CGUUAUCAUAAAGAACCGUCAUCAAUGUAAAAUGCAUAGAACGUAAACAAUCUAUGGUAAAGUGUGAUUUAUGUUCAACAACACGUUGAACAAAACUUUAGUUAAAAGAUCGGAAGAACAGCUGACCGCAGUGGGCGUUGCAGUUCACGAACGCCUCCUGACGGCCACGGACUGUCAACACUAGGCUGAGAGGUGUCCUGUCUUCAGCUAGUAGUUUUAGUGGUAGCUUGUGAAGUCAUGGCGACAUCAAGCAGUCUGCGGUCUGCUGCCCGGCUUGUCUUCCCAUUCAGCAAGACUUUCCGCUCGCGCUCGGCAAUAACAAGACAGCCUCUAUGGUUUAAAGGACAUGCAGGGGCUGCUGGUGGGGCCUGGCUGCUCUCUGUACCUGCUGUGUGCUAUCUGGGGGGUGAGCUGUACCGGAGAUUACACAAGGCAGCCACGGUCUAUGCACUGAGUCCUGUAGAGGAGGUCCUUGAACAGGCUGACUACCUGUACAGCUCUGGAGAGACGGAGAAACUGCACCAGCUUCUUCUGCAGUACAAGAACAGCGAUGACGCAGAGUGUCUGUGGAGGUUGGCACGGGCGUGCCGGGACCUGGCUCUGAUGUCACACGUAGGGGCGGAGCAAAAGAAGCAGCUGACCUAUGAGUCGCUGGAGUACGCCUCCCUGGCCCUAGAGAAGAAUGAAGCCUGCUUUGCCGCUCACAAGUGGUAUGCAGUGUGCCUUAGUGACAUAGGAGAUUAUGAAGGAGUCAAAGUGAAAAUCGGGAACUCCUACAUCAUCAAAGAACAUCUAGAGAGGGCAGUAGAGCUCAACCCUAAAGAUGCCACCUCCUUCCACAUACUUGGCUACUGGUGCUAUGCCUUUGCGGAACUCCCCUGGUACCAGCGCAAAGUAGCUGCCAUGAUCUUUGCCUCCCCACCCUCUGCCACAUUCGAGGAGGCCCUUGCCUUUUUCCAGAAAGCAGAGGAAGUGGAUCCCAACUUCUACAGCAAGAACCUGCUGAUGAUGGGCAAGACCUACAUGAAUAUGAAAGACAACGACAACGCUGUGGCCUGGCUGACACGGGCGCGGGACUAUGUCCCUAAGACAGAGGAGGACAAAGAGGUGCAUAAGGAGGCUGUGGAUCUUCUGAAGAAGUUUAAGGUUUGAUGUCUCAACAGAAGAGCAUCAGGCAUACACUGACCACUUGGCAUUGGCCACUGAGAUUUGGAUAGCUGGGAUGAUUUUGUGUAAAUCUGCCUUAAUGUUUGUUUGUUUGUUUUCCAAAAGUGCUUAAUACUUACUCAAUACUAAAAAUGUUCUCCAAAUGUAUAAUAAAAAUCAUAGUUUUGUAA